UGAACUUUCAGCUUUGAUCUGCUUGCUGAAACAGUGAAAGCGAAAAGAAGAAGUCAAAGGAAGUUAGUUCAGUUCACGUACGAAGGUGUUUCAGUUACUGAUCUGGUAGAUUACUAGUAUAGAGUGUAAAUUAUUGUGUAUAGGAGUGAGUGACGAGACACGAAAGGCACCAUGGACGAGCAAAAAGCAAGAGCAGAUAUCGAAACGAUGAACCAGAAAGCAGACUAUCUCACCGAUCAGUCUGUGGAUGCGACUCGGAGAAUGAGAGCUAUGGUGGAGGAGUCAGGAAUGGUUGGUACCCAGACCUUGGUGACGCUUCAUGAUCAGGGAGAACAACUAGACAAAAUAGAAGGCAAUUUGGAGAAUAUGGAUGCCGACUUGAAAGCUGCGGAAAAGGACCUGAAUCAAAUGGAGAAAUGCUGUGGUCUAUGCUUGUGUCGAUGCUGUUGUAAUCGUGGCAACGAUUUCGGAAGAACUCAGGGUGACCUGCACAAGAUGGCGUACGGCAAAGACAACAACAACAAGAGCAGUGUGGUGACGGCGCAGCCAACUGGCAGUGCACGGGGCGCAGGGGGCGCUGGUGGUCCGAUGGUUCAACGAGUUUUGAAUGAUGCAAGAGAGGACGAAAUGGACAAGAACCUUGGCGAUGUGAGUAGCAUGUUGGGAAACCUGAAAAACAUGGCACUAGACAUGGGUAAUGAGCUGGAACGUCAGAACGACCAGCUAGAUCGUAUCAAUACCAAGGCAGAUUCUAAUGAUGUUCGCCUUUCAAUGGCCAAUGAACAGGCUACAAGAAUACGGGGAAAAUAGAGCUAGUGCGCUGCCUGUACCUGUUUGUUUGCGGUACCCGUUGCUAUCUUGCUGACAAUCCACUCAACCUACAACAGUCAUAUUCAUAAAAUUUCCAUGAAAUUCACAAGAUUUAUAAUAGGAAUUGUGAGUGACACAAGCAUUUCCCUUAUUCCCCCUCGUAUUUUAUUUAUUGAAACGCCGGGCUAAGGCCGGGCACCUAGCCUUUGCCCGGAAUGUAGUAGCUAAGCUAGACGUGCCCUGCUACAUGUAGCUGGCCCGCAUGGCACGGCAUAACACAGUCAUGUUCUACAAAUUUCCAUCUGCAAAACGUAGAAGCACUUUCUGUCAGUGUAACGGCAGUGCUCUCCAAGUCGUGAUCGCUGUUUUGUAUGCAUCAUGUUAUUUCGGAUGCAAAUUUUGUCUAUAUUGGCCAACAUAUUUUGCUUCAGUAAUGUCUGUGCAACCCCCUGUUGUGCAAAUUUUCACUGGGACUGCUGCUGAUGUUGCUGUUGGUGGUGGUGGUGGUGUUUGUGCAUGGAUAUGGGGGAUGUGAAUAGCGUUAGCAUGUGCAGUGUGUAUGCUCUGUGUAAGAGUCCCAGA
Molecule: messenger RNA, 1392 nt
Organism: Sycon ciliatum
Lineage: Eukaryota; Metazoa; Porifera; Calcarea; Leucosolenida; Sycettidae
Product: synaptosomal-associated protein 25-like
Exons: 1
Coding region: 172-810 (212 amino acids)
Biological process (GO): synaptic vesicle fusion to presynaptic active zone membrane; exocytosis; synaptic vesicle priming
Cellular component (GO): plasma membrane; SNARE complex
Molecular function (GO): SNAP receptor activity; syntaxin binding
Source: RefSeq, a predicted model, not a curated record